Molecule: messenger RNA, 933 nt
Organism: Rosa chinensis
Lineage: Eukaryota; Viridiplantae; Streptophyta; Magnoliopsida; Rosales; Rosaceae
Exons: 4
Coding region: 1-774 (257 amino acids)
Source: RefSeq, a predicted model, not a curated record
AUGGAGAGGGGCCGAAACUUUGAGAAUAAAGGGAGGGGGUUAAAUGGUCAGGAUGGUGUCGACAAUGAGGUAACCAGUCAGGUUGGUGUCCAAAGUGGGGUGAUUGGUCAGUUUGGCAACAGCACUGCGGAGGAUGGUCAGUUAGGUAAUGGCAAUGGUGAGGCCGGUCAAAAUAGCAUUGGUAUCGCUGCAUCAAAUUCUGCUGCUGUGAUUCGUAUUACCGCAGUAAAUGUUGCAGCAGCUGUUGGCAGUAGUAAUGUAUCUGCAUUAGUUGGAGUUGCAGCAGCCAAUGCUGCUUCUUCAAUUGGCGUUGCAGCAGCAACAGUGGCAAUUAAUUCCUCUGGGAGUUCAUCUGGCACGGUUACUUUUUUCCCAUCAUGGUUGCUUGCUCCAAUGAUUGGUAUAUCAAUCUUGUUGUCUGUAUCUCGUGAGACAUAUGUUCAGCUUGGUAGAAGUUUGUUGUGGCGAAUUGUGUGGAGUUAUCUUCCUUCGUUCUCUCCUUGGUCUACACCUUCUCCUCCAUCAACUUCACAACUGUUUUUGGCUAUUGUUGUUGGCUUUCAUAGUUAUGUGGCUCAAACAGCUGUACUUCUUGUUUCCAUGUUACCAAGUGGUCUUUCAAGCAUGGGAAUGAUGAGCUUUUUGCUCAAGUUUCUUCUCUCAUUUGGCAUCACUUCUAUUCCAGCCAUUAUUGUUCAUAAGGUGUUUCUUCGCCUUUUUCUCUCUGAACUCUGCUUUACAUUCCCAGUUGUAUCUGUAGAUAUGGAAUACUAGUACGCAUGGUGCCCGGCAUUUUUUCAAUGAUAACACGGUCUGGAGUGUGUUCAUAUGGAGUACUUCUGAAGCCUGGGCUAUUUCAAAGUGGUAGCUUUUUUGAAGUGGUAGUUUUUGUUAAUGGUGGUUAAAAUUUGUGUUGAUGUGAUUCAUGUUCAU